CUGUAUGUGAGCUCUAUGGGAAUAUAAGCCUCAUAGCAAAAAUAAGACCGCCUGUGUGCUAUAACCAAUUUUAGCAAUUUUUUGUUUUGUGUCAACGUGAGACAGUCGAACGAAAAAUGUUCACCCUUCCACCGAGGCCCCCCAAAGACUACGUCAUCAAAAACGUGACUAACAAUCUACUUUCGUCUGGACAGUUCUCUCCAGAUUCCCUACCAAGAGUGACGCAACCGAAUUUGGGCAAGUUUUGUUUUCCAAUCGAGUACCAGGAAAAUGAACAAUGUGAUAAGCGUUUUAGUACGGAAAUCAAUCCAGUAAUCAUGGAAAAAAUGAUCAACGACGCUAAGGCGAUGUGGGUCGUCCCACCCGGAAAAGACGAGUUUGUAUUGCAUGAUUAUAAAAAGUAUAACGUUCGUAAAGAUCCAAAAAGCUUAGAUCCUAGGUAUUUCAUCAAAGAGCGCUGUUUUCCUCGUUCCUAUCGGCUGGAACUAGACUGCAUUGAGAGCGCUAGACUAGAAAAGCUGCAUAAAAAAUGCGUGCGCGAAAAUGAAGACUUCGAAAACCAUUUCAAGUUUCUUGUGGAAAGACAAAAACGAAAAGAAAAGCCACGAAUUAGGGUUUUGUCUUGCAAACAUAAGCCGCCAAAGUGGUGGAAAUACUCAGAGAUGAAGAAAAGUGAGGCUACGAAGGAGCUUGCUGAAUAUAAGACACCCGAAGUGGACGAAACUACGUAUGCGGUUAAGUAUGAACGAUGGCAAGAGGAACCGAAUUUGACAGCUUUUGUGGAGGACGACCCGUGCCAUAGGAAAGCAGAUAUGCUCCUGGUUGGAGCCCAGUUCAAGAACGACGCCUGCAACUGGUACUACAACAAGUACCCUCCGCCCAACCCGAAGCUCAGAUUCAAGAAAUUUUCAUGAUCCAGACGCGUCCUGUCAAGCGAUCACGUUGACAUAACCCAAAUUCGAAAGUGUGAUGUCAUCCCGAGUCUUCCAAAAUUUCCCGUAUUUCGAUUGAUUAUGGAGAAAAUCGCCACCGAGAACCUGUUCCUGCUGGAGUUCCUUGUCGACGAAGUCGACAUAGAUCCAAAAAGGGACAGCGAUGCACCAGGCGAGAUUUGUGUCUCCUUCCAGUUUCUGGACAAUGCACCUCUGGAUGUGUGUGAGGCCGACUGCAACCCCCAAAGGAACUACAAGUUGGACAGUGAGGAUGUUAAGAGCGGAAAGUCUUGCCUGUUCUCAUUGUCUCCAGAACAGGCAAUUGAGGCAACCAAACAAUUCGACAUACUUGUAAACGUUUGCAAAAAAAUGCAGCCCGGCUGGCUGCCAGAGAGAUUGGAUUUGGGUGCAUCGUUGAUCAACAUUGCGAACUUGUUUAACGAAUUGAUUGAUAGCGUUGAAACUUCUGAUGGUGCAACUCCUACAGCAAAAACAUUGAAAGAUACCUUUGAUAUCACCACCCAAGAUGGUACACCGAUUGGUAAACUAGGUGUUUACAUCAGAAUGUCUUGCUUCGGAAAACUCAUCGUGACACAGUUUCAGAUGAAUCUACAAGAUAAGUCUGUUCUGUUCAAGGACAAAGAAGGAAAAUCCUUGUAUAGGUACAAGAAAGCAGGAAAAGGAUCCAAAAAAGGCGGAUCUUCAGCUGGACAAACCUCGCCCAUUAGAGGCAACCAACAGUGUCCUACAAUACCCUGCGGUCCUCAAGGAACAGCUAUGGCUAUGGAGAUGAGUACGGCUUUGGCGGCAGGUAUCGGUGGAGCGCGCAAAUCCAGUUGUCCAACAACCCCAUGUGCUCCCGGAGGAGGACCAGUGGGUGGACCAGGUGCGAUGGGAGGAAUGGGUCAACCCGGAAUGGGUAUGAGUGGCAUGCCCGGAAUGGGAAUCAUGCCGGGCUUAGAUGGUGAACGUGGUGGUGCGCCUUGCAAUGAAUGUGGAGGUUUUACAGAUGCGCAGUGUAUACAAGGAGGUAUGAUGGGAGGCAUGAGAAUGGGCGGUAUGGGCCCAAUGGGAGGCUUUGGCAUGGGAGGAGGUGGUUAUCCUAACACGAUGUUACCAUGCAUGGAAUGCGGAAGCCUUCCAUAUGCUCCUUGUAUGCCACCGGGAAUGAGCGUGGGCAUGGGCAUGCACAUGGGUGGGUUUGGUGGCAUGCCGCCCGGCAGCCCUAGAAGCCAAACGCCAUGGUCUGAAUGCGCCAAUGAGAUCAAUGCACCAUGUCAAGAAGAGCCGGAACCGCCGAAGGGCAACUACCAGGAAAUCGGUGCAUCUAUGGGGGGGAAUUCUUUGACCAUCAGGGUGCAUAAGGACAAGAAUAAAGUCGAACAGGUGGAUCCUAACGCCCAAAUGUCAAUGACAGUAAACGAACCUGACGACGGUUGUUCUUGUGUAAUGGGCAGGCCUGGUAAAAAGAAGAAACAGGAACAGGUUAUCCACAUGCAACCAGGUGUCCAACAGGUAGGACCUAUUAUCAAAACAAGGUCCAAGCGUAAUUCAUGUAAAGUCGACUGCAUCUGUUGACGUGAAGCUCAGUCAUCUUCACUGUGCUCGUCAAGUGUCACCUAAGCUAACUCAUCUGUUUUGUGUUUGUCGCAAUCGACCGAAGAUGUGUCCUAGACAAUGUGUCUCAAAACUCAAAUAUAGCCUUGUACUUACUCAGUUUGUGGUUAUAUGUUUAUUUAUUUUUCUAUAGAAAUGUUGAUCUGGGAGUAUCAUCACAUCUAUGGGAUUGUGUACUCAGGGAAGCAGCAGUGGAGAGGAUCGAAAAGCAUUUUCCUCUUGCCAAAGUAUAAUUGGCUAGGAUUACAUGUUCAGAGUGUGGUGGAGAGAUGGACGUUUUGAGUAUGGUAACAACAACAUGCCGUUCGCAUUCAGAAUGGCUGAUUCUGGAGAUGGUAGAGGAGGUGGUAACGUCACUGUUAACCCGCCAGUGUGUACCGCCCCUGACGGUACACAACUUACCGAGUUCUCCGAUCCAAACAAAGAGCGGUUCAUUUUGAGGAUAGGCAAGAAAAGCGAAGGCACGGAUAAGAAACAGAAUUUGGAGUUGGAAUUGUGUACUCCAAAAGGUCCAGACCUGAAGCCAAUACCAAAAAAAGAAACCAGAGACACCCAAUACGACCCAAAGGACGCAGGACCAGAAACUGGGAAAAAGAAUAAAGACAAGAAAGGCAAGAAGGGCAAGAAGGGGAAGAAGUAAUUUUUGUCUUUUCACAAAAACUUUUAAUCAAUACGCAAUAAUAGGUAUAGAAAAAUACAGAGAUAAUUGCAAACGA
This is a messenger RNA of Acanthoscelides obtectus, 3265 nucleotides long. The record is from the annotation of a GenBank genome assembly. NCBI's taxonomy places the organism in Eukaryota, Metazoa, Arthropoda, Insecta, Coleoptera, Chrysomelidae.